Mycena indigotica is the source of this 1128-nucleotide messenger RNA. RefSeq lists its product as uncharacterized. Lineage: Eukaryota; Fungi; Basidiomycota; Agaricomycetes; Agaricales; Mycenaceae. Bases 1 to 1128 code for a protein of 375 amino acids. The transcript has 12 exons. The record is from RefSeq and is a predicted model, not a curated record.
AUGCUCGAAAGUCUGCCUGAAGAGACUAUCCAAACUCAGUUAACGAGCUCGCGCCAUCUCGUUUUUGUCCCCUUCGUUGUGAUCCUCUACGACUACCUCUUGACGCUCGAUGUAGAGGUUUCGCGGUACUGGGGAACACGAGUAACAUGGGGCUCUGCGCUGUUCUUUGCCAAUCGAUAUGUCGCACUGCUUGGGACCGUGCCAAUUGUUGUAGAGUUCUCCCUUACUACUAGCGACCCCGCUAAGCGACAAGUGCGCUUAAUAACCCCGUGUUUUGCAUUCCACAUCUACCACGAAUUCUUCGCUGUCUUUUCCCAACUCUUGGUCGCCAUCCUGCUAAUAACGCGCACUUACGCUCUAUACGAGAGAAACAAGGCUGUCUUGGCGCUAAUGGUCCUCGUUACCCUUGGUGCCCUAACAAACGGCUUGGUUCUCCUUCUGUUUGGUAGCUCACACGACACUCUCGACGACCGUCUCAAACUGCUUGGAUGUCCUGGGGCAACACCACGCGACGCUGCCAUACGCUCCGGAAUUGCGUGGACCGGCAUGCUGGUCUUUGAUGUGACGAUAUUCCUCCUCACCGUCUUCAAGGCCCUGAGGCAUGGGAUCCGAGGAAGGAAUCUUUUUUCUAUGCUCCUUCGGGAUGGUGCUAUGUACUUCGCAAUCAUCAUCGCAGCGAAUGCAUGGAACAUCGAGACAUACAUCACCGGUGGCCCGAUUAUUAGUGGUGCGGUAACGACCUUAACUAAUGUCAUGUCCUCUGUGAUCAUCUCUCGCCUGAUGCUCAACCUGCGCGACCCACGUAUCUUGAGCUCUCACCAUCGCCAUUCACGAACGGACGGAACAUCGACAUUGGAUGUUGACGAAACGGCGGCCCCGAUGACGACCGUAUUGACGAUGACCACGUUGGACAAUAACGAUACUGCCCCCGAAUUCCGUCCUGGUCGAUCAAGGAGAAGCAGUUCCGGGAGGCGAAUUGCCAGCGUGGAUGACGAGAACAGUAUUGCACUACAGACGCUACCAAGGGGCAACCGGAAAGCGACAGCAAAGCGGGAUUCAGACGAGGAUGGCACAGCUCGGCCUGUAUAUUUGACGCACGAUCACGACUUCUCCCGGAGCCAGCUAUGA